GUGUGCUGUGCACAUUGCAAUCAACAUGUGCGCGAUGUGAUCAAGUGAAAGCCGGAAACUCAAAUUUACGAAUUUUCACUUUCUAAGUUAGAAAUUCUAAUUAAUACACACUUUCUGCUUUCACUGAGUUGUUUGUAUGUGCAUGUUAUUGAAUAUAACAAUUAAAGUGUAUAGAAAUAAUUUGCAAUUAAGAAAUUGUCAAAAUCAUCGAACACAAAUUUGUGAAAUUAACCAUGAAAUCUAAGCAUUUACUACAUCAAAGUGCUGCGGAACACAAUCUCACACAUAUCCUGAAACGAGCCUCCAGUCCUCCCCGAAAGAAAUCUGUUGGUGGGGGUCGAGGAAAAGGACGCUUCCAACAGCCCGUAGAUAAGCCUAAAACUAGGAAAGAGUUGCGGAAAGAAACACGUAAAAAUAAAAAGGCCACGAAACAUAAGUAUAUUCUGAACAAGUUCGGAAAAACGCCAGACACUGGAGAAAAGCCCGGCAAGAAGAAACGGGUACGGAAGAAUAGGAAGCGAAAUCGAAAUAAUAAUAAAAAGAUGGCUGAAGCAGCAGACGAGAAUAACCAGGGUCAAGAUAAUGACGGUGAUGGCGAUCAAACUGGAAAAUAUGUAAGGGCACUUCCGAAAGUGACAAAUAAGGGUGACAAACCUGGCCCAAGUGCGCGAGCUGCUUCGGAAAGGGAGGAGGACGACAAGGAGUUGGAGCAAUUGAAAAAAGAGAUGAUGACGACGAGGAAACGACGCAUUCUGGAGGAAAAUGCAGAGGAAGAUAAGUUUAUUUCACAAAUGGAGAAGAGGCUUAAAUUGAACAAGAAGGCAAAAAUACCAGCCUCUUUUAGAACGGAUGGUUUGGAUUAUUUGCUGGAAUUAUGUCAAUCAUCUAGAAAAAAGACAAAAAAAGAAGAUGAUGAAAAGUUGGAUAAAAUUAGUAAAAGCAUGGGUAAGGCAGAAGAAUUGGAUGACGAUGAUGAAGAUGAAAGCGUGGAUAACGAUGAAGACAGUGAAGAAAGUAUGGACGACUUGGAAGAUGACCAUGAUAUAUCUGGGGAUGAAGAAAUUGGUGAAGAAGAUGAACAGGAACGGAGUGAUGCUGAUGAAGACGACAGUGACGAUGAGGUUUUAAGUGAUAUUCCUGAAGGAAGUGACGAUUCAGACCUUGGCGACGAUACUGAAGACAGUGACUUGGAUAAAUCAGAAAAUGAAGGAAGUCUCGAUAACGGAGAGGAGUCACCAAAGCCAAAAAAGAAGAAAAAGAAAACCAAGGACGAGGGCUUGUGGGAAGAUAUUUAUGGAAGAAUGAGAAGAAAGGAUGGAUCUGUGGUUGAUGUAAAAUUAAAUCCCACUGAAAUCACGACGAACGUAUCAAAAUCCGAUCCGGUCAAAACGGCAGACAAACCAGUGACAGUUGUUCCCACUGGGAAAUACGUUCCUCCAAAUCAGAGGGGAAAAUUUACCCAAAAGGAUAGGAUAUCAAGAAGUUUGAAGGGACUACUAAAUCGAAUGUCGGAAGCUAACAUGAAUUCCAUUUCAAAACAGAUUGAAGAGCUUUACAUGGAAAAUAGUCGAAAUGAAAUUAACGAAUGCAUGUUGGAAUUGUUAAACGUUGCAUUGGUGCGAACGGUUGCUAUUCCGGAUCGAGUAAUUUUAGAACAUGUAAUGUUAAUCGCUAUACUUCAUGCUAACAUUGGAACCGAAAUAGGGGCAUUUUUUCUUCAAAAAUUUGUGGACAACUUCAAAACAAAAUAUGACUCUACCGAUACAGAAAUUGAUGAUAGUAAAGAGUUGGAGAAUUUGUUGCUUUUAAUUUCGUCUAUGUACCAUUUCAAGGUGGUAGAUUCUGGCCUUCUAUAUGACAUUUUGAAGCUUCUGGCAAGUAAUUUCAAACCAAUUGACGUUGAACUGAUUUUGGCGUGUUUGAGAAGUAUUGGGUUUCGGCUUCGAAAAGAUGACCCGAUAGAGCUGAAAGCACUAAUCAUUUUAAUCCAACAAAAAGCAACUGCUAGCAAGACUAGUACUACAAACAGUGCCAAAGUGAAAUUCAUGCUGGAGGUUGUGACAGCAAUUCGCAACAAUAAUAUGACAAAAAUUCCUAAUUAUGACCCCUCCGUUGGUGAUCAUCUCGCUAAAAACUUAAAGUCGCAUAUUCACAAAGGAAAUUAUGUCAGCACAAUGAAAAUCAAACUCGAAGAUCUUCUCAAUGCUGAGACGAAAGGUCGCUGGUGGAUUGUUGGUUCGGCCUGGUCAAACAUCGGCGAUGCUGAGAAAGAUACCAAGUCCGUUGAUGCCGCAACAUUUAGCAAAGAUAAGCAACAGAAUGAAAAACUUAUGUCCAAAGCUCGAGCACUAGGAAUGAAUACAGAAACAAGAAAAACUGUAUUUUUCAUUUUAAUGACGGCUGAGGACUAUGUUGACGCUUUCAACAAAUUAAACCAACUGGAUUUAAAGCACAAUCAAGAGCGAGAAAUUAUUCACGUGACUACAUAUUGUUGCAUUCAUGAAAAGAAGUUCAAUCCGUAUUAUGGUUUCGUCGCUUCCAAAUUCUGCACUCUUGAUAGAAAGCACAUGCUAACUCUACAAUACAAUUUGUGGGACCGUUUGAAGGACUUGGAUAAGCUCGAGUCUUACCAGCUCAUCAAUCUAGCUAAGCUACUAGUUCAUCUCAUAAAUGACAAAAGCUUGGCUUUGUCAUCUCUGAAAGUUAUCGAGUACGCGGAAAUGGACAAAACCAAGUUAAAAUUCCUCAAAGAAGUAUUGUGUGGUAUCCUACUUCAAAAAGACGACGACAAUAUGCAAGAAAUCUUCUUGAAAACUGCUGCUUCCGAAAAUUUAAUGUUAUUUAGAGAAAGUUUGAGACUUUUCAUGGGACAUUUUCUCCUUCAAGAAAAUGUUAUAACUUCUGAUGGCGAAAAUGUGGGGUGUGACUUGGACGAGGAGACAAUGGAGACGCUAAAAGAAAGAAUAAGUCUGGCAGAGUCUGCCAUGGCUUUGGGUAGAGGUAGAGUACAGUUGUAGGUAGUUAUUAAUGCAUUUUAUUUUAUUAUCAUGUUUUUAAAACAAUAAAGACUGAAAUAAAUAAUAAUUUUAAUAAUUUGGUAACUUAAAAA
Messenger RNA from Folsomia candida, 3109 nucleotides. RefSeq names its product nucleolar MIF4G domain-containing protein 1 homolog. Bases 234 to 3017 code for a protein of 927 amino acids. Gene Ontology annotation, cellular component: nucleolus. The record is from RefSeq and is a predicted model, not a curated record. NCBI's taxonomy places the organism in Eukaryota, Metazoa, Arthropoda, Collembola, Entomobryomorpha, Isotomidae. The transcript has 9 exons. Gene Ontology annotation, molecular function: RNA binding; protein binding. Gene Ontology annotation, biological process: ribosomal small subunit biogenesis.